Messenger RNA from Porites lobata, 14528 nucleotides. The record is from the annotation of a GenBank genome assembly. Lineage: Eukaryota; Metazoa; Cnidaria; Anthozoa; Scleractinia; Poritidae.
AAUUAUCUGACUAAAAGUACUUUACUCCAGUUGUCCAUCUCAGGGUGUCAACAACUAUCUGAGGUAAAGUUAAAGGUAUGUUUAACGGUUAUUGAUUGAUGAGUGAUAAUUUUUGCGGCAAAAGAAUAUAUAUGCACUUUGAUAUUCACUGUAGUCGAAGCGAUAUAUAUUUUUUUUUCACCCGUGUGAGCUCGUACUUAUAUUUUCUUUUAUUCAUGGCUUAGUAGGCAAUUCUGUGUUUAAACGCGAGAGUGGGCGCGGUGCCGCAGCGAAAACGCCAGUUUUAAAAUGAAUUCAGAGUUUGAAAAAACGGGGCCCGUUUUUUCAAACUUUGUCCCGUUUAUUCCAAUUUGCUGCAUGGCAAGUGUAGGCGAAUUUCCCUGGAGUUGAUUUCUAGAGGACCGCACUCAAGUUUAGAGAGGGAAAAAGAGAUUCGUUGUCGCUUGUUUACGUCCUCCAAAAAACUGACAAUUAGGCACUUUCCCGUCGUAGUCGUGCAACGACGGUAAAGAAAUGCACAAAAAAGCGUGAUGCACGUGCAAACUUGUUGUUUUGCGUAAUAAACCUAUUGCUUUUUUGACGUCCUCGCUGCCGUCGCCGUCGUCGUUGCUAAAGCUCCCUUAAGAUGCGAGGACGGCGACGACAGGUAAAACGUCGCUUACAAAGUGAAUUCGGGGUUUUCCAAUCAUCAGUUGCGACUAUUCCAUCUCGCUUUCUUUGUCGAAUGUACGCGAAUUCUUCUGGAGUUGAAUUCCUAAGAGCACAGUAUCCAAGUAAAGAAGGAGAAAGAAAAUUUCGUCGUUGCUUGUUUACGUCCUCUAUAAAACAUGAAAUUAGACAUUUUCACGUCGUAGUCGUGCAAAAACGGCAAAGAAAUGCCCAAAAGAGUGUGAUGCACGUGCAACGUCGUUGUUUUGCUAAUUAAAACUAUUGCUUUUAUGACGUUCUCGUUGCCGUCGCCGUCGUCUGAUCUAAAGGUCCCUAUUCUUUUUGUCUCUUUAGUCUUAAAGAAAUGCACAAACGUAACAGUCACUGACCAGUUUUGUCAAUGUACGUCUGACCAGCUUAGCUAAAAAUACUCAACUUCGGUUCAUUUUACUAAACUGGAAAACAUCUUGAACAUAAUCACAAGAAUGUCCUUGCAUAUAUUAAUAAAAAGAAAGUCAUUUGCCAUUUAUCUGUCGCAAAAGAAAGAACUAUUGCAGUUAACCGACGACAAAUUAGACGAAAUGUAGUGACUCUAAUAUUUGGCAGUAUCACUGUAAACAGUAUACCUUGAACAUAUAUGUUUGAGGCAAUCCAAAAACACAUAGUAACUUUGCACAAAAAGCUGCCUAAAAAUUAGAUAGUGUAGGUUAGUCUUUUUUUGGUACUCUAGCAAUAUAUAUUUUUCAGAUAUAAUAUCUUUUUACGGGUUUGUCUAUAAGCCAGUUUUUCCUGAAACUGAUAGUGAUAGUUUCUUCAAUUCAGUUGUGAGUGUCCUGAUCAGACAACGAGACGUUUAUUCUUGACUCAGCUAGCAAUGAAGGUGCAGGUUAUUAUUGCCCUGAUAGCUUUAGUCAGAUGCUACACAGCAGUUUCGAGGUGGGUGAUAAUUAAUACAUUUAUUACUUACACGCUAUCGAGAGUUAAAUUAACUAUAAUUGUCCAUUAUAACUAAUGAAAUCCACAUUAAAAUAUACACAGCAGGAUCUACGUCCUUUGUGAAAACUUUAAGUAUUUAUAGGUCAGACUAAACAAACUCAGCCUGACAGCUAUGUUUUGAUGAAAUGGGGAGAGACAAAAUAUAACAGCUUACUGCUAUAACGAAAAGAAUCUGAAAACACAACUAAAAGACUGAAGCAUGCAUCCACGAAUUCUAACGACGAAAAAAAUGUAACUUUCAAUCUUUUCCCUAGCUCUUCGUCAAUGGUAAGAGAUGAAUCUAAGAGGAGCGAUUUCAACAAGAAACUUUUGCAAGCAGCUGAACUGUAAGUACCACUGGCAUAUGAUCAGAACCGCUCCCGUGAUUCUUAAUCACGUGACCAGAUCAUCAGUCAUGAGUCAAGUGUCUCCUUACAUUGAUCGUUUUGCCCUAGUGGUCCUCCGAUUUGUGUUAGAAUUAGAAAAUUGACGUGAUGUCCACUGGACUUAUACUCAGGUGCUUAGGUAAAACCGAUUUCGAUCGCACAAUAGAGAGAUUCAAGUCUGUAUCACUUAUACUAAUAGGGAUUUACUUUGCUUCUAAGGUAUUUGUUGACUCGCCAAUGUGAGAUCUCACUUCCUCAGAAGACCAGCCUUGUUUGUAGAGCAAAGAGGUUUUUGGUACUCACGAAAAUGAAGAAGAAAUGGGAUUUGGAAGAAAGCUAUGGAGGUUUCGCUCUGUUGGACUCCCCGGGUAAAUGGGCCUUCUUAGCUACAGCUUUCAAAGAUCCGUUUAGACGAUUCAACUUGGAGGGAUAUGUUCAAACUGUCUUCGUGAGCGAUUUAAGUAAGGUCGUCUACGAAAGUCUGGUUAACAGUAUCACGGAAAAGGAAAUUAGCCACAACUAUAACUACCAGAUUUUAUCAAAAUACUUCGAGUUGGCUGCCAAGCUAGGAGGGGUAAGCAUAAAAUCAUUUUUCCAAGGCACACCGUCAGUUAUUUUAAGGUAAUUAUUCAUGAUGAUAUAAGUAAAAGUAACGUAACUGGCAUUAAGGCUUGACUCCACAAGCUUCAGAGCAGUAAUAAUUAUCUAGCUGAAAUAAAUUAAAGGCCGUUGGUAUUCACCUUUCUUUCUACUAAGCAUCAACCCAUAACUGUUAAAUAUCUCAAGCUAGCCUAAAGGGCACCCAGACCGAGUCUCAAAUUGUUUUCUCUAUGCUUCAGAAGCCUGUUUGGUUACUUUGGCGCUGUCCUAAAAUCUAUUUAUCUGCUCCGAUGUCUUAGAGAAACUUUGGUCGUCUUGAAAGGUUUAAGUAGCUUUUUGUCUCACCCAAAACUUUUAGCUAACCAGGAUGGGUUCGGUUGAAAGUUUAAUGUCAUGGAGUAGCCGCACAUUCAUAAGAAAAUUCUAAGGGAAGUUUCUCCUUUAAACAGAAAUUGUUCAGGAGACCUUUCCUAACAAUAAACGUAAUAUCUUUAAUAAUAAAAUAUGAGAAACAAAACCUUCGAAAAUCGUAGGUAAAUUGGAAGAAAAACUCACACUGAAAACUCCGAAAAUCCUGGCCGACGAUUUGAACGGUUCUCAAGAAAUUUUUAGCCUUUCUCGAGCUUUCAGAAAUCAGUUUUAGGCAAUAUUUGCUUCUUCGAACAGUUACUUUACAGAAGAAAUUCGUCGGGUGCCCCAGGGCUGUGUCAUGUGAAAAUCAUUUUCAAGGUAAAAAUAUUUACACAUGAAUACUUUCACUAACAGCUAUAAAGACAUAAGUGACUUCAUACACAUUAAAUAUUUUCACUACAAAUUCAAAAAUUAUAAUAAACUGAUCUCGAAUUCUAAAUGAAAAUUACACAAAUGAUUAUUGUACGAUUAGGCUUUGUUCAGACAGGUAAGUGAAUAUUCCGGAUGGCAAGAACGCCCCCUUGCCAAACUCGUCCCCAGAGCGUCCGUCACUUUUGUCCAGCCGAUGAGGCAACAACAGCUCUGGAAGAAUCCAAAACCGGAACCUGGUUCCGGUUUAAUUGCGCCUGCUUGAAAUUGUUUACCCAUUUGACUAAGAAAAGUUCUCAAGGAAAAUUUUCCUUGCUGGCACAUUGUUACAAUUUACUCUUUCCAAAGCAGUUUUUCUUUCUGUGACCUUUGGUCGAUGUAUUUGGUGAAGAAAAUGUACAUUUAUUUAAACGACGAAUGAACAUUUGUUAGUCACGACGACAUACAUUCUUUCGUGCUCAGAAUGAGCACAACAGUAGGCAAAUUUUAGGGUUUACCUCGGUGUAAGAACCCAUGAACUCUUUCUUUGUUUUGUACUUUUUGUUUUCUAGGUUUUAUUGUGUUGACUUCCUUGUUUUCUUUGUUUUACAUCACCGGUGAGUUUAACAGGUUCUUACACCCAGGAUGAGCCAAAUUUGGAAGGUUCAGUAGCAUAAAUGAAUAGCAUCGCUUUAAAAAAAAGCAUUAGGAUAACUUUUAAAAAUAAGAAAAAGGAAAUUAUUGAACAAAAUAUCAUUGUAGCGUCAUUUAUAUCAUUUAUAUCGGUUUCAAGUCGUAUAAGACUUGUGUGUACACAAAUCGAAUCAACGUGCCCACGGUUUUUUGAUUAGCAAAGAAAUUUGCAUGUGAUAAACACGAUUUUUUCGGCCAAUCAGAGGUGUUAAUUUUCGGAUUCUUCCAGAGGUUAGUGAUCCCUGUCGCUGUGCAAAAGGAUCGCGGCCUCUGGGAACGAGAUUGGAAUCUGAAGACAUUAAUCAGUCGCAUUAAUCAUAAAACAAUUUAUUUCUUUCAAAAAUAAUUUUCAUACUCUAUUUAUUCUGUGGUUGUUUUUAGGAGGUUGCAAUGCGAGCGUCCCAAUACGAACCUUUCAUAACUGACAAAAAGGAAUGGAUUAGUGAUAAGUACUUCACUCAACAACGUUUGGCAGGAGUCAAUCCCAUGUCUUUGAGGCGAGUGACUUUCCAUGGUGCCUCUGAAGGUCAGUGAUUCUCUCUUUGAACUCCCUUCUUAUUGGAAAAAAGUUGCUUUAAUUUAAUCUUUUAUCAAAUGCUUCCAACAAGCCAAUUUCCUUAAAUAAUGAAAAACGGGGCAAAAUUAUACAGUUUACAGUCCUGUUUGGAAAAAACUGCUGUUUAAAAGGCCUUGGGUAACGAAGACUCGAUACUUUGGAAGUGUCAGUUAAUUUCAGCUUUAUAUCCAAGUGUGUGUGAAUUUUAAGAGCUGGGGUCUACAUUUACGCUAACACUUUUCAUCUAGGAGUGAUAAUACAUUUCUUUUAAAGAAUUCCUUAAGCCUAAAAGCAAAUACACAACAUGUUUUUUUUUUUCACCAUUCCAGAUCGAAUUGGAACUGAUAGUUUUUGAGGAAGAGUUACAUUCGGAGAACUUGGAAAUUAAUGAGUUAUUUCUUUCUCCCGCAGAACCAAUAGGACUGGACUGGGACAAACUUAAGGAAUUGCUGAACCCCAAUUUUGACUGGGAAACUGCUGUUCAAAAGGUUUUGGGUAACGAAGACUCGAUAGCGGAGGUAAGUGUUUCCUCGUAUUUGUCUCUAGUUUCUAUUAAUUAUGCACUCCCUUAGUGCUGUGCUUGAAUUUAUAGCGCUCUGGUCUGAAUUUUUCUUCCACAGCUAAGACCGAUUUACUAGACUGAGGUACGUCGAGUACUGUCAUUAGUUAGUACGAUAAGAUUAAAGUCUGCUUGUGUUUUCUUAUUAUUUCUUAUUUGUUUCCUUUAUAGGCCAUUAUACAGGGCCGCGUUUAUGCCCUCCGUUAUGAACUGUGUGACGACUUGCCCAGAGAACCAGACCUCACAGAUAGUGAUCCACGAAGGACCAUGUGGGACACUCUUUCUCCAAUUGCUUUGUUUGUAUCUGCACCAGACUUCAUAACAAAACAAAAUAAGCUUGCUCCUGUGGCUAUUCAAAUGGACUAUACCCCCGGUACGGCAAAUUUUUUUUGGACCUCUUUCUGGAAACAGUUUUAAUUACGCUUGUAUUCCUUUAUGUAACUUCAACUAAUUUAGGCGCGGUUAAAACGUCGCAUUUCACGUAAGAGGAAAAUCUAUUGCUCCCGUUCACUUGACGUAAAAUGCGAAAUGUAAAGUUAGAACCGGGUCUAAAUAGAUUUAUGCUUCAUGUUCCUUUAGAUAAUAAUCAUAAAGUCAAUUAUUGAUGUUACUUGGAUACCAAGUAAUGAUAUUUCCAUUUUGGGAUAAAUUUGGCCACAGGGGUGGCUUCUUAUUUACUAAAAGCAACUGAGCCAGGAAAAACAGAAACACAAUUAUCCCAGAUAAGGUGAGGCACGCCCGCGAUCCAGGAGAGUAAAGUACAAUAAAAUGAAAGGGGUGCCCUACAAAUGAAGAUAACGAUGUCCAGACGGGUACACGCCUUCAAUGGUCGCUGGAGAAAUGAAGCAUUGAUCAGUCACAUUGUGCAUAAAAGCAUUUUAUUUCUUGGAGAAACAAAUUUCCCACAAACCAUGCUUGUCUAUUGUUGGUUUCACACUAGAGCUUCAAGUAGAAUGUAAGUAGACUUGGAACCUACUUUUGAGUGUGAAGGGGUAAAUUAUACCUAAUUAAACUUUACUUUGUGACUAUGGAAAUGUUCGUAGUUCAAAGAAGUCGAAGUUCGCCGCCAAGUAUGGGCUACACCACACUUGAGAAAUAGAAGCCAUGUGCACGAUGUGCACGUCAACAAGUGUAAGGCAUGUUUCCUACAGAGCAACUUAAGAUUUCUAAGUACACUUGCUUACUUGAAACAAACCAAGCUUCUAGUGUGAAGCCAAGUUAUACUUAAAAAAUAAAAAUACAUGCAAGCUAGCACAUAAUGGGUAUUAAUUUUAAUAACAAAUAGUGCUAUCACGAAGAAAGGGGGAAAAACAGAAAUAUAAUUGUUGGCUUACAUUAGAACUCUCAAAAAUAAUCUAAGUUUACCUGGAACCUACAGCUUUUACUUCAAGUAACAUACUCGUCAACAAGUUUGAAGCCACGUUUCUUCAGAGAGACUUACGAUUUCCACGCGCUCUUGAAUCAAUAAAUGCUUACUUGAAACGAACUUCGCUUCUAGUGUGAAGCUAACGAAUAUCUCUUGAGCUGCAAGUUUCAAUUGUGCUUACCUCCUUUUGCAUUCUUACAUGUAGAAUCAGUGGUUUUUACGCCCGAAGACGAAGGCAACUGGAUGAUGGCUAAACUGAACGUUCAAGUCACAGAUCUUGCAUACGCGCAAAUAGUGGAACAUCUUGCUAAGGUAAUUUAUUAUUGUUGCUUACGAUAGAUGUACGGCCGCCCCGACCUGUUGUGGAUGGCCAUGGGAUAGUAGGCUCUUAAUUUAGUUAACCAUUUCUAUCAUUUCAAUAUGGUGGCAAAACUCUGUUAGUUUCAGGCCACGAGUGUAUCCCUUAGACGGAAAUGGAACUUCCCGGCACAAACUAGCCUCUCAAAUUUUGGGUAAUAUAUUUCUCUAUUCAUUGAAUUGUGUCGAUUUUUAUAUUUAAAGGCGGCGGAAUAUCGAAUAACCAGCCAUAAAGUCGUCUGAAACUCUCACUCCCUUUCUACAUGCAUUUAUUGCUGUUGUUUAAAUAGUAGGUCAUGAGGUGAUAUUUAGAGUACCUUUAAUUAGUGAUUAAUAAUUAAUUAAUGAUUAAUUAAUUCUAAAAUUUGCUGGGUUUAUAUGUAUUCAUUAUUCAAGGUUCAUUUCCUGAUGGAACCAUUCUGUGUUAUAUUACGACGCACGCUGUCCUCUCGGCACCCGUUGUAUCAAAUACUACAGUAUCAUUGUCGAGAUCUCUUAAUACCGAACACAAUCGGAGCUCCUGUUCUUGUUGGCGAAGGAGAAUAUAUGGAUCAGCUAUUUGCAUUUGGAAGUAAUGGAACUGAUCGACUUUUGAACGAUGCACAUCCAUUAUCCACAUGGAACGUUACAGAUUUUAGGAAAGAGUUAAAAGUGAGUUGUUACUUAAGGCAACUUACCAUUCUUUUAUUCACUGAUGUCAGGCUAUGCCAGCAGCUGUCUCAUGCGUUUCCAUAUAUGCUUGUUCGUAAAUUAUCUAUGUCAUUACAUUUCCUUAAAAUAAGCCAUUAGAAAAAGGCCGCCACUGAACGCGAAGUAUAGUAGAUCUCCUUGGACGCUUGGGUACGAAGGAAGGAAUAUUCUAAUAUUCUAAUAAGAGAGUAUAUUGAUGAUAGCAAUAGACCUUUCCCGCAUUACGCUCCAGUGAGCAAACAUAAAGAAAUGAGGUCGAGGCUCGGGUGGACAAUUUCAUACAAAUCACUGUAUUUUGUCCACCCGAGCCUCGACUUGGUGCCUUUGUUUACAGGAAUGCAGGAAAGAUCUAUUAUGGACAAAAUUCAAGAAAAUUAAGUGAUGAUCCGGGUAAGGUGAUAGCAAUUUCUUUUGUUGUGCGGCAACGGUGCUUUCCCCACGUAGGAAUGUUCUCAUUUUUACACAGAGAAUACAUAAACCUACAUGAAGGCAGUUUACGCAAUAAUAUGCAUUUACACUCCACUUUGAAAGGGUGUUUUUUUGUGUUAAAAGAUUUUGACCAAUCACAAGAGUUGAAAACAAUAGCCAAGAAAAGUUUACAAUUUUACAUGUUCCCCACAUAGGAUUUCUUUGUUAUUCAAACUGAGAUCAGAUUUUGUUAUAUGGAAGGUAGUUGGAAAGUAAGGAUGAACAUAUGUACCGCUUUAUGAAGUUUUGUUAACUUUUGCUGUUUAAGCCAAUCAGAAGUAAAUACAGACAAUAGAAAAGUUAGCACCUUUUUUGUAUUCCAACAUGUUCGUUGCCGUUGUUGCUAUCGUUCUUAUCUGGACCGUUUCUUAAAACGAGAUCAGAAUUACCUGGGUUUUUCUCAAGAGUUUUUCAGUUUAGGUCAUUCGUUUGAAACUUUAAUCAAUAAUGUUAGGGAAAAUAUGUCAUUCAGGGGGUUGUUCAAAAAAUGUUGAUAAGAUUAUUUACCAGAUAAAAAUCAAAUUUCAAGGAUGAGGUGCAUAUCUGCUCAUAGCGUUAUUUAUUUGUCUUAUUCUGUGAGAGUUUUAACUGCAAUUUUUUGUCAAUGAUCUCAAAUCACUUUGUAAACUUUUGUAAUGUUGUAUUUAUUAGAAACGCGGAGUGGAUGAUAAGGAUCUCCUUCCAUACUUCCCUUACCGAGAUGAUGGGGAGAAAAUCUUGGAGGUUAUUGAAAACUUGGUGAAGGAAUAUGUAGACUUGUAAGUAUGUAGAAGAUAUGGAACGAAUAUCGCAACCGGUUACAUAACAAUUAUUCACCGAGGUGGAGGUGGCUAGUUGUGGAUAUUUACCUGGCAGCUUCCACUAGCCACCGAUACUGAGGUGAAUAAUUGUUUUAGUAUAUACUAGAACAGUGAGAUAAUUGAGCACAAAAAUGAUUAGUUUUAACUCAUUUACCGUUGCCAACGACAACAAUUUUAGCGAGCAAUGACCGAACCGGCGGUCGCCGCGUUUUCUUAUCGACAAAUAGAACUUUUGAAGGCAAUUGUUUAGCUCUUGCGGGGAAAUUUCUUCAAAAGGAGUUGUGAAUUCGUUUUAUAUUUAAAACCAUCCUGUAAAAAAAACAUUAAGUCUAGUCUUAAGCUUAUUUGUAAACAUGUCAGCUAAAUAAAGUAACGCAAGACUUAAUUUACAUUUGCAAACAAAAACGUUUUUUUUUCCGCUUUCAUCGAUAAAUUCAAGUCAAACAGGCAAAGCCUUACCUGUUAAAAAUUCCAAACCGAAUUUCGUCACCUUCUUCGUGUAUUUUGGGAACAGCUUGUUUGAUUAUUUGUGAAAUUUCUUUGUUUGUUAAGGCAGCAAACUGCGGGAAGCCAUUUUGCUCGUAACUUACACGAGUUUGGAGUCGCUUGCUCGGAGGAACUGGAGGUGAAUCAGUGAAUAGCACUGGAUAUCCCGAGUUUGAGUAGGCAAUCAGGGCGCGCGAAAAACACUAUCCACUGUUUAAUUAUAUACUAAUCUGGUCUAUGAAUCGAAUUUACCCAAACCUAAAGGCGGGGCUACCAUUAAACUCUUUCAAUAUAUUAACUUGGAAAUUAAAAUGUUAACUUUUAACCGUGCAAUUCAAUAAUCUCGAAGCCACUAUCCAUAUUGACAAGUUAUUUAACAAUUAUUCACCGAAGGCGAAGUUGAUAUUGUUGAAAUAAUUAUUCAGCAAUAGGUGAAUAAUUGUUUUAGUAUACGGCUACUUCGAGAAAGGCUGUCGGAAAAAGUGCACGCGACAUUCCCUAAAGGUAUAUUUUGUGUGGUUUUGAGUUAACAGUUCGUUCGCACGAACGACCAUGGACGUACCUAUGUUUGCGAAUGCCAAAGGAAAGCACCAGAAGUAGGUUCAACAGCUACUGAGUGUCAGGAACAGUGUAUUGAUCAUAUCCCAUAUCACCUUUCGGGAUUGUCGCGAGCACAUUUUUUCCUACCACCUUUCUCAAAAGAGCUGUAUACACACAAAGACAGUUAGUGAUCUCAACAGAAUCAGAAAGGAAACCAUUAGAAAACCGUUUAGUUUGAUUAACGGAUGAAUUCGUGCGUUGAUGAGAAAACAAAUUUGUGGAAAAUUCCAAGUCGCUCUAUAUUUUCGAACGAUUCGCCGGCUGUUUUGCUUAGAUAUUGAAGAAAAAUGUAUAUUUAUACAAUGUUACACAUUAAAAAAAGACAACUUUUCUGCCCUUUCCAAUAAGGUACAGCUUUAAGGCAUUAUAAAUAAUAGCAGAGAUAUAAUUUUAAAAGGUACAUGGUCAACUUACGUAAAACCUAGCUGCAUGAAAAUUUUGUAUAAAAAUAAAAGGUUUGUUCUGGUAAUCAUUAAAUCUUACAUUAAAUAUCUUUUAAACAUGGUCCAUUUUCCGAAGAACUAUUAAUUUCCUUCUAAAAUAAAUUAUUGCCGAGCUAGCAAACGAGCACCCAAUAGCUUUAUAUGGCGCUGUAAAUAACAGCAGAGAUAUAAUUGGAAAAUGGAACAUGUUUAAAGAUCUCUAAUGUGCCAGCGAAUAAUAUAAUUGAAUGAGCGUUAACAUCUAAGGGCUGCCACCUAUCCUUACCCCAAUUAGAUUCAUAAUAAAGAAUUAUAUUAUUAUUUACUGUGCUCCGCAAGUGUUUGUUUCCAGAAAUUGAAUUAUUGCCUUGAAUUUCAUCGUGUUUUAGGUAUUAUUACGACAAUCUUGACGUAAAGAAUGACAAGGAAUUUCGCAAUUACCUCAAUGAGUUGUCUACUGAUGGAUCAUUUUUCUUCCACGGUCGCAUUGGAAAGGUAAUCUUACGGAGUCAUAUUGCUGAUAAGCUGUUCUGCUUGUUUUCUGCUGUAGCGUCAUCUAGCUGCCGUACAACUAACCUCAAGGCGAGAUGGCUUUGUUCUCCAUAAGACUUUCUGGGACACAUGCAGGGAAUAGAGCGCCCCAUGCAAUCAGGCCCCGGAACAUCUGGGAGGGUAUAGAUUCUAUUUCUGAAGGGAACUCAAGGAUUUAAGCCUCGUGACGUCAUGAUCACCAAAAACAUCUAACUUUUGUUUGUUGUGGCAAAUAUCUUGCCUCUUAAUUACAGAAUAAAUUUCGUCCGUAACACAGGCCUAUCGGACUUUUAAGAUUAGCUGGAAAAGUAUUUUUUUACACUAAGUAGAAAGAAAGAUUAAUUUCGUUCGAUUCUUUUCCCAUGUGAUUUGUCCAAAAAGGAUGCGUCAUUUUGUACAUGGAACUUACUAGCAAACAGUUUAUGUUUCAUAAUUCUUUUUGAACUGAUAAUGAUCAAAUUUAAAAAGAACGCCAAUUUUCCCUCUUUGGGGAAAAUACCUAUAGACGUAUAAUAAAGGGACGCAGAUAGGGUGAGCGUUGAUAUCGAAAGGGAUUAAUUUCGCAAUCGGUUUUCUAUUGUUUGAUUGGUCAAAAGAAGUCGCUCUAUCCUUCUUUACUAAUCAGGCUCGGCCAGCAAAGUAAACCAGUCUUAGCUUUUUCCCUCUUGGUGCCGGUAACAUGCAUUUGCCUCCAAAAUUUGAUGGCGAUCAUGAUGAUGAUUAUUGUUUUCUAAAACUGUCUACUAUAGAAUAGAGCGAUUUUCGUAUGACUUUGAAAUCACAUAAAAACGCACGCACAAAACAGAAACAACAAAAGAACGGAAAUAGAGCGAUUUGAUUGGUUUAUCGAACGGAUACAAACGCGCGUGGCUUUUGGUUGGUUAAGCGAACUCUCGGGUUAAGAAAACUUUAUGCCCGAGAAACUUUCUAGAAAUCAUUCGAUACUUCGCUUUACCGUCAUACUGAAACACGAUUAGCCAAUCGAACAAUGCCUUCUUCAUAUUAGGUUUUUCUUAGGCCGGAAAACAAAGAGUCCAUGUUUUGAUCUUUUCAUCCAUUGGCUGAUAUAAAAGACAAAAUACCGAUCACUUAUCGAAACCAUUUUUCAAGGUCAUACGAAAAUCGCUCUAUCACUAAAAAGCCCAAACCGUUCUUAUAAAUAUUAAAAUUUACUGGUCCAUUCACCCUAUAAAUGGACAGCAAUGAAUCAACAUUGUGUCAAUUUUAACAGAUUCAAGGUUUACCUCCAAAGAUCAGUACUAAAGAAGAACUCUGUGAUAUUGUAACCCGGAUCAUCUCACAACUGAGCCUCCAACACGCCACAGUCAACUACCCGCUAUCAGACUAUGCUGAGUACACUCCUAACCUACCAACGAAGCUGUACAAUGACACCAGACUGAAGGAGGGGGAAUUCUCGGUUCUCCGACUGCCAAACAGGAAUACUUCUGUCGUAAGUUUAUCAAUUAGCAGGUUCCGUUGUUGGUUAAGUGUGUUUGAAGUUGCUGGGCUAAAAGUCAUAAUAAUAUUGUAGUAAUCAAAUAGCUCACGAAUACAGCUUUAAAAAAUGCCUCCUCUGGCUUGUCCCCAAUCUUCUCUAAUCCUUUGCAGGAUCGGAGACUACUACAGCAUCUCUGCAAAGGGGAUGAUGGGAAGCGAAGGGGAAAAGGAAGAGGCUCCGCAUUUCCCUUCUUCCCAUUUUCCACCGCGGCAAUCUUCAAUGCGCUACAAGCCAUGAAAUCUCAGAACAAAUAUGAACAAUGUUGAAUAUUGAACCCAUCGAACAUCGACUACCUUUCCGUCAUGUAAAACACAUAAUACAUUUAUUAAAAAACUUUUUUCAUAUAAAAAUGCAAAAUUUGGCUAACAAAACUUGGUUGCCAUGGUAACGUUAAUGUAAACAUACACGUUACGAAUUGCUUAGUUUAGCGAUAAUGGUCAUACUAAUUGAACGCCGUUUUCUUUGAACAGUCAGAGACUUGACAGUUAAAUAUGUAUAUAUAUGAAAACCUUCAAAAAUUCAGAACAAAAUAUAUAUCUUACGCCAUCACUUUAAAAUGUCCGUAGAAUCUAAGAGGGCAUUCAUCCAACUAAUUUCCUCUGGUUUCUCUUUUCUUUUUAUUUAGUAUGUUUUAUUUUAUGAUUAUGAUUAUGAUUAUAAUUAUGAUUAUUAUUUUAUCAUCCGCUACAUCAACAACUCCCUCCCUACACUUAAGAAUAUGGCAAGAUGGGGAUUAUCACAAAGCCCUGAUUGCUCCUUUUGCCUUAAUCCUGAAUCACUCCUUCAUGUUGUCGCUGGUUGUCAACAGUACCGUGAUCGCUUUACCUGGAGACACGACUCAAUCCUUAACUUCAUUGCCAAGUCACUUCAACCUGUAAUUAAUGUUCACUCUUCACUCUAUGCAGAUGUUAAUGGUUUUCUGAAUAAUAAUAAUAAUAAUAACUGGUGAAAAUUGUCGUCCAGAUCUUCUAACCUUAAAGAAACCUUAAAAACGAAAAAUAUCUGAACUUGAUCAACGAAAUGAGUAGAAAUUAAAGAUAUGUGAGAUUUGUAAAUCUCUCCAUGAGCUCAUUUGGCGUUUUCUCCGAUGAAUGCUCCACGUUCUUAGACAUGAUGAAUGACAUUGGCAUUGACAAAAAGCAGCAACUUUAUAUAACCAAGAAAAUGAUAAAUAUAGCCAUUAGAGCAACAUAUUACAUCUUUUGUUGUAGAAAUAGGAAUUGGGAUAGCCCAGACUUAAUGCAAUUUUGAUUUCUUUUCUUUUCUUUCUUUUCUUUUUUAUUCCUUUUGUUUUGUUUUGUUUUUAUGAAUAAUCCAAUCUCAAGCUGCAUUUGUAAAUUGGUUAUAUGUAGCGAGAUUUACAAUUGCAUAUUCAAAAACACAAAUAAAAGUUCCAAUAUUAUUAUUAAUAACUUUGUUUCUUUUUAAUAUCAGGGACGGAUAAUUCUCUUUUGUAAAUGACUGUGGACUGCCUGCAAGAGUUAUUGAUCGCAUUUCGGAAAUCGUUAUUGACAGAAUGACUGUAUUUUUAUGAUUUAUAUAAUUCUUAAUGUUAUAUAGUGCUUUUCUUAAGGAAAAUAUUUCUUAAAAAUUGAAAGUCGAAUAAAAACGACAUUAUUUUAAUUAUCGUUGGACUAAAUGAAGAAAAGUGGCUUGAAUAAUCCCGGUUUCAACCUCCAACUGUAAUUUCGACCUUGUGAACUCAGUUAAUAAAUCAUUUCACGUUUUAAUUCUUUUUUCAGGUCGAAGCCAGCUUCAGUAACUCCCUGGCGUUAUACCGUUUUGACACUUUAUUUGACUACGGCAACAACCUUGAGGACAUCAAAGCUGUCAAUCUUAUCAACGAAUAUUACAGCUACCUCAUGUACAAUGUUCAACCUAAGAUGCAAGAAGUGAAUGAAGAACGAAAGGAAAGAGGUGAUCUGACCUACCCCUACCUUAUCCCAAGAUGGAUACCUAAUGGCAUUCAGACCUGAACAAUUUUCCAACCAUAUUAAGCGAGUAGAACACGACACUAGUUUGAUUUUUUGUUCUUCUAGUAAGCUUAGGAGGCAGCACAUUCUGAUGCACUUUUUACUAUCCCAGAAAUGCAAGUUUUGCAAUUGAGAUUCAUAUCUAUCUUUUGUUAAGUUAG